This is a messenger RNA of Leptinotarsa decemlineata (Colorado potato beetle), 309 nucleotides long. RefSeq names its product calcium-activated potassium channel slo (gene slo). Lineage: Eukaryota; Metazoa; Arthropoda; Insecta; Coleoptera; Chrysomelidae. Gene Ontology annotation, molecular function: large conductance calcium-activated potassium channel activity. Gene Ontology annotation, cellular component: postsynaptic membrane. The record is from RefSeq and is a predicted model, not a curated record. Gene Ontology annotation, biological process: potassium ion transmembrane transport.
GCGAUUUUCGCCAGUUGUAUUCCUGAGAUCAUAGACUUGAUUGGAACUAGGCCAAAAUACGGCGGUACCCUGAAGAACGAGAGAGGUAGAAGGCACAUUGUAGUUUGUGGACACAUAACCUACGAAUCUGUUUCACACUUUCUGAAGGAUUUUCUUCACGAAGACAGGGAAGACGUUGAUGUUGAGGUUGUGUUCCUGCAUAGGAAGCCACCGGACCUAGAGCUCGAGGGUCUCUUCAAAAGACACUUUACAACUGUAGAAUUCUUCCAAGGUACCAUUAUGAACCCUAUUGAUCUGCAAAGGGUCAAG